AUGCUGUACCUCUACUUCACAUUUGCUUUCUUCCUCUCCACGCCUGUUCUCGGGCAGAUGACCACCUUUCUCGCCUAUGACGCCAUCUAUGGCGAUGCCAGUUGUCCCCUCUCCAGUCUCGCCUGCUCUGAUGGGUCCAACGGACUCGAAAGCAAAGGGUACACCACCCUUAGCUCUUUCUCCAACUUCCCUUACCUCGGGGGCGCACCAACCAUCGCGAACUGGAACGACGCUAACUGCGGCAAAUGUUAUGCCAUCACGUAUGCAAAGAACACUAUUAACAUCCUUGCACUGGAUGUGUCGAAAGAUGGGUUUACGGUAUCACCGCAGGCGAUGAACGUACUGACGAACGGGCAGGCGAGCACGUUAGGGAGAGUGGAGGUCACUGCUGCUGAAGUGCCCGCCAGCGAAUGUGGCUUGUGAGGGUGGGACGUGACGGCGCAGUUAACCUUGCUAGCGGUAUGCUAGCAGGGAUCAGCAUUAAAGGACCUUGUCUGUAUUUCUUGGCGAUGUAUCGAGUUCUGUACAUGCCCGUUGAUCCUUUGAUUAGAAUACGGGCUUUGUCAUUUCUUCACUUGGACAUCUUGUACCAGGACGUUGUCAGUGCCUUUGGCGGUACCUCUUAGACUUGAUACGUGGUUUGUAUAACAUCUAGGCAC
Pisolithus orientalis is the source of this 659-nucleotide messenger RNA. RefSeq names its product Cerato-platanin. The record is from RefSeq and is a predicted model, not a curated record. The transcript has a single exon. NCBI's taxonomy places the organism in Eukaryota, Fungi, Basidiomycota, Agaricomycetes, Boletales, Pisolithaceae. The coding region runs from base 1 to 423 and encodes 140 amino acids.